Molecule: messenger RNA, 4798 nt
Organism: Spirodela intermedia
Lineage: Eukaryota; Viridiplantae; Streptophyta; Magnoliopsida; Alismatales; Araceae
Source: the annotation of a GenBank genome assembly
AUGGAGUCGCUGGUGAGGAAGUACCAGCAGAAGUACAGGAAAGUGGAGGGGGAGAUGAAGCGGUGGGACGAGCUCCAGUCUCGGCUGCUUUCUCAUUUUGGCAGCGCCUCCUCCAUCAUCGACAGGCUGGAGGUGCUCGUCUCCCCCGUUUCCUGUUCCGUUGCCGUAUUCUGUUUACUUUCUCUAGGUAUGUUCGUUAGCUUCGUAUUUCGAUUCGUAGAUGUAAAAUCGUGGCGAUCACUGGAGAUUAGCAGGGAAAAAUGAAAAACGUGAUGUGCGAUUUGUCUGGUUCUUUCCUUGAUUGCCUUGGAAAACCAAGUGGAACAAUCACUUAGGGUUUAAGGUGCAACGUUGCGGUUUUUCUCUUUAACGUUAAUGGAAGAGCUUUGAUGGUCUGCACAUUGGCGCCUCUGGCUUACUGCUGUUCAGGAUCACUUUUGUUAUUCCCAGCUCGUAGUCCAUUCAAUGUGAAACUCAUUUUUCUAUUUCCCCCUUUUAUUUUGUCCCUAAAAUUGUGACAGCUUCGUGGAUAUGUGUUAGAGGGAGCAUAAAGCCUUUUUAGAUGCUUAGGAUAACUCCGACGUCUACCCUCGCAGAGGAAUUGACAUAAAAUCACUAUUUCUGUCCAGAAGGUCUGAACACGAUCUCCAUAAGUGAUUAUUGCUGAGAAACCAAUAGAUCCAGGUAGUUAAUACGUUGUUAUGUGGGGCAUAUUCGUUCAUAUUUUGAUACGAGAAAAAAUGAUGUGUCGCUCAAAGUUUUAUUGAUACCCAAUAGAUCUAUUUAUCGUUAUUCCUGUUUUUUAUGGAGGCAUUCGGUGGAAUGCAUUUCAUAGUUUAUAAAUUUUAAUCAUGAUUUAGAAUAUCGCACAAGAAAUGACUACAAGGUCCUGGAAUUCUGAAAGUUUGCGUUCAUGGAAAACUAAAUAUAUACCAAUUUUUUAUUAAUCAUAUAAUGCUACAUUUUAAAGAAUUAUCUUAUUUAUCAUACGAAUUAAAGUAAAAGAAUACUGACAGAAGGAUAAUAAGGGAAGAAAGUAGACUCUGGGAAGAUGAGUUCUCAAAUGCAGAAAAUAAUGGAUCAUUGUCAGUCAGUAAUACUCUUCCGGCCUCAUCAUAUUAUGUACCAAUCUGAAUGGUAAUGCUGUGUUUUAAACUAUUAUUUAGCACGUCCAACAUUGACUGAUCCAAUUAAAGUUCAGGUUUUUUUUAAAGAAGGUGAACUUGAAGAAACAUGAGUAGCUGAAACAAAUGAUUGACCAUAUUUCCAUGAAAAAAACUCGGGAAGAUAAAAUGAUUUGUAGGUUGGAAAAAAAGAGAACUGAGAGCAGCCCACAAGAAGCAGACUUGUUCCUAAUCGGAUGCACAGAGACGGAGGAUGUAGCCUUUGUUGAUCCACUUUAACAUGGAAGAAAAGGUACUCUACUGAAUGAAUUUUGUCUCAGGCCCAAUAUUAGGAACAAAUCUGUAUUUUGUGCGCUAAUCGCAUGGACUGCGAAAAAUUUAUGAAAGUUGGGUAAUAUUGAAUAUAGUGCAGAAGAUAAUAUUUUUAUCGGUCCAAACUUAUGCUAGUAAAUGUACAAAAAUCAAGGAUUGCUAUCACGUUGAGACAAUAUCUCCUCUACUCUUGGAUAUUGAGCUGUGGAAAGUGCUAUUGCUGAUAGUGUGAUGAACCAUUUGGAAGGGGAGAAAGGACGAAGUGCUUAACAAACAAGCAUUUAGCAUCUUCGAAUGGACGUCAACAAAGCUAUGACUACUAGAUAUUUAAGGGAAGCCUAUUUUGGGUCAAUUUCCUUUUUGUAUAAGUUUAGCAUCCAGUGGGAUGAGUAGAGGGUUCCUUUUGUAAUUUUGCAUUUUAUUUUUCUCUGCUGCUUUGUACUUUUGGUCUCUUAACGGUUAAGCCCGUUCACCUUUAAAACGAAGAAAAAUGAUGGUAGCAAAGUCUGUACAAUGCGAUUUUUGCAACGCUAAUUAAUGAAUUAUAACUCUGUACGUCGUGAGAAUUAAGGGAGAUGAAUUAUAGGAAGCAUUAUACUUCAGUGUGGUUGACUUAGAUCUUUUAUAGAACACUGACCCUGCUAUUGGCAUGAGUUUCUUAUGUAAGUUGAUGCUUAAUGUAUACGCCCCUUUGUGGCAGUACUUCGCUUGAUAUCUGGCAUAUUUUCAGGAAGCUGGUCAUUUUGGGAGAUGAAAUAUGCAUUUUAGACAAGAUGAGAGGUUGUAGAAGGCUGGAAGCGAGUUUUGUGCCAAAUGCGAUGAUUGUUUUGAACGGGUGAAUCUUCCACAGGUUAAAGAAUGAAAGCGUCUUAUUGACCAAAAUUCCUCACAAAAAAAGAAAAAAAAAACAAGAACGUUCCCAUACACACGAGCAAUACUUCUCCAGGAAGGAAGAUUAGCUUCCGAUAUCAUGAUUUCUUCUGCAUUGAGCUUUUUAGUGUUGGGAUCCUGUGAGGGGAGGGGACGGGUCAGUGGAGUACCCGUUUAGUAGAUAAUAUUAUUCUGGGAAAUUUGGCGAAAGCUAUCAUCCAUGAUAUGUCUUUGAUGGCAUCCCCUAGAGAAGUGGAGCAGGUAAAGAGAUGGCACACUGAGAAUUGCUACUCAAUAGACUGUGACAUCCCAUUGAUCUGUUAUUUUAAUGUAGGGAAUUAAUCUGUUAUUUUAGAGGCAAAAAAUUUUCAACACAGAGAGUAGCCGGAAUAUUUGUAAUGGUGUACCAGAGUAGGAAGAUGCCUGCUGUAAUGGAGAAGAAACGCACUCUUUCAUUUUGGGAUGGUAGGUGCCUAACAUAGCUUUCACCUCAUUUGCCUAGGCUAUAGGGCAGCUGCCCAGGUUUUGCUUACAUCCCAUUGAGACUACACUUGUACACCUCUUUUUCUACUUUAAUUUUAAUGAAUUAAUAAUACGAGCCAAUAAGAAAAAAAAUACUGCCACCCUUAAUUUCUUGCUGUAUAUCCCAUGUAGAUUAUGCGCCCAUAUGGCAACUCUUCGGCUGUAUUUGUCUUGGAUUAAUGAAAUCGAUAUUAGGAGCGUGUGUACUCAUAUUUAUUCUCCUUCAAAUUUGGCCACAGGUGCUGAGAGAGAAGAAAAAUUAUGGUGGCCUGACUUGUGUUGACGGCGUUAAAGAGGCACUCCUGGGGAAGCAGCUGGAAACAUUAGAAAGAAUUUUUAGCACUAUGAAAGAUAUACUGUGAGUUUCUUCGUCAUUUGUGCCUCAAAUCUGGAUAAUAGACAUCAUCUGAAUAGAAAAUUCUACUUUUGCUCACAAUAAAAUUGCUUCCAUUGGCCUAAUGAAUAAGUUUGCUAGCUCAAGCCGUUUUCCACCUGUUUAUAUGUAUUGAUAGCCAUUUUGUAUUGAUUGAUCUUUUAUACGAGUGAAUUCAGAAUUAUUCAUUUUCAAUUUCAUUGUUAAUCAUUGUUUAUAUGUAUUGAUAGCCAUUUUGUAUUGAUGGAUCUUUUAUACGAGUGAAUUCAGAAUUAUUCAUUUUCAAUUUCAUUUUGUAUAUAUUGUCAAUGCCUAUUUAUGAGAAUCAUUUACAUAUUUCAAGUACCUAAUGUAUUAAACAAGUUAAUCAUAUUUAUUUAUUUUUAAAUAAUUAUGUUUUUAUUUACUGAUAAUUAAAUUUCAGAGUGUUGAUGCAUGAGAUGAAAUGGGUUUAUAUUUUAAGAAAAUUGAUGAUCUCGUAGAAUAGUCUGUGUUCCAUGCCUGUUGGAUUGCAGCCUAGACUUGUCCUUGUGAUUGGCCCAGCUUUUAGGGUUAGCGUAAAAGGGAUGCUGAAGUAUGCAACUCCUGGAGACAAUUAAUGAUGCCAUAUGUUUCAGCAUCAGUGAUCUGUGUUCUUGUGACCUACUAUGCCCCCUCUCUCUCUCUCUCUCUCUCUCUCUCCCCUUUUCUGUAUAUAAAUCCUUAUUAAUUUCCAUUCGGGUGGAAAUCUUUUACUGCACAUGCUGAACAUCAUCUAAAAUCUAGAUUGCCCACUGGGGAACUAUAAUAUGUUAAAAAAUGUUAUUUUUUUGGUUAUGGGACUCCUAUCAGGCAUUGAAACAAAUUCUCCGUGAACUUGUUUUUUGAUGAAAAAUAGGAAACAGUUUCAGAGUAUCGUAGUAUCUUUAGACAAGAUAUCAAAGGAUGGAAGUCAACUCUCAAAGUCAGAAUCAACUCCCAGCUCCUGCCGGAUGAAGAUCGGGAUCAAACCGAGUCUAGCAGAAUGUGUGGAAGGGCUGAAGAUGAUUCACGAGAUGCACCAAUCAGAGUGAGAAUCUUUCCGUUGUUAUUCUGAAUCUCGAUUCAUGUUUCUCAAAGGCAUCCGCACUCACUCUUCAUUUGCUUCAUAGCUAAUGCCCAUUCGGCAUGGAGUUGACUUAUGUUUCGUGAUGAUGAUGAUGAUGCCGCCUAAUAAUCAUCUAUAAUUCGCUUCCUUAUGGUUUUGCAGGUACCUGCUGAAAGUAUCAUUGAUUUCUGCGUUGACUUGGAACACCAGGUCAGCUGAGUACACAAUCCCUUUCCCAGAUAAGAUAGAACCUCAGCGGUGGCUGCUGGGCUCGUGCAGAUUAUGCCCUACAUUCCUCAUUCUGAAGUAGAAUUUCAUGCUGAUGUUUCAGUUCCAGGGAAAUAGCUGGACUCAACCAGUUCUUGGCUGAUCAGCCGAAUAUUUCCAAAGAUGAAGGUAUUAGAGAGACCUAUAAUUUAUUUUUUUCAUUCACAGUUCAAAAAAAUGUACCUUUCACGAAUGGUUGAGAGAAAUUUCUUCUUCUGUCUAGUACAAGGAAUCUUUGGCGUUAUAUUUGCCGAAGAGAACUGA